AUGAACGAAUAAUUCAAUUAGGCUCAUUAUGAUAUAAAACAACAGAUUACACAUUAUGAGCAUGACUUGGAUCAUUUUUGGACAACUCUAACAGGGGCUGUUGUUCUGAUUAUGCAGUUGGGGUUUGCAUUUCUAGAGGGUGGGUGUGUACGAUAUCGGAACAUUCAAAGUAUCAUUAUCAAAGUUUAUGCUAACACUGCAAUUAGCAUUAUUAUGAUGUGGAUAGUUGGUUAUGGAUUGAUGAUGGGUAAAACUAACGACUCAUAAUUUAAUGGGAUAAGUGGCUUUUCAGGUUUCAGAUUUAAAGAUCAUCCUGAAUCUUAUGCCGAUUUUGUAUUUAAUACUGCAUUAGCAGCUGCAGCAAACAGUAUUGUAUCUGGAGGAGCAGCAGAAAGAAUGUCAAUACCUGGUUAUAUAGCUUUGAGUGUAUUAUUUUCUGGUUUUAUUUAUCCUAUUUGUAUCCAUUGGGCAUACAAAGGAUGGUUAUAUGAUUUGGGUUAUCAUGAUUUUGCUGGAAGUGGAGCAAUCCAUUUAACAGCUGGAAUUGGAGCUCUUGUUGUCACUUUUAUGCUUAGGCCAAGAACUAAUAGAUUUAAUCCAUAGUUUGAAUCGUAAUUUAAACCUUCAAAUACUACUUUUAUUUGUUUAUCCUGUUUGACAUUAUACAUGGCUUGGAUGUGCUUCAAUUCAGGAUCUACUUUAGCAUUGUCUGACGGUUCAGUCUUCACUGUUGGAAAUUCAAUUGCUAACACAAUGGUAGGUGGUGCGAGUGGAGGAUUAUUUGUUUUCUUUUAUCAUUAUUUUACUAACAGAAACACUGAUAGUCGUUUUAGUUUAGUGAUGGUUUGUAAUGGCAAUUUGGCAGGCCUAGUAGCAGUAACAGGAUCCAAUGAUGAAAUAGAAUAAUGGGCAGCCUUUGUGAUAGGGAUUAUUGGAGGAAUCAUUUAUGUCUUGGUGGCUAAAAUAUUACAUAAAUUGCAAAUAGAUGAUCCUGUUGAUGCCAUUCCUAUUCAUGCUGGAUGUGGUUUAGCAGGAGCCAUGUGUCCAGGGUGGUUUGAUAGAAGAAGAGGAAUCUAUUAUGAAUGGGGAGCAUAUCAAUGGGGAGUUUAAGUGCUUGGUUGUGUAUGUUUUGUUGCAUGGUCUGUAGCUUGGCAUUACGUGGCUUGCAAAAUAUUGGAAAGACUCAAUUUGCUUAGAGUCCAUAAUCGCAUAGAAAUGGAAGGGUUAGAUCCAACGAUCUGUGGAGGACAUGCAUUCUUUUAUGAACCCGUAAGAGAAUAAGAAAUGAAAGAACCCUAUUCAUUUUAAAGAGAUAUUCAAUAAUUAGAAUAAAAAUCUAUCUCUUUUUAAAUAAGCUGA
Molecule: messenger RNA, 1359 nt
Organism: Paramecium tetraurelia
Lineage: Eukaryota; Ciliophora; Oligohymenophorea; Peniculida; Parameciidae
Exons: 6
Biological process (GO): ammonium homeostasis; ammonium transmembrane transport
Cellular component (GO): membrane
Molecular function (GO): ammonium channel activity
Source: RefSeq, a predicted model, not a curated record